AUGGCGCUCCUGCCCAUCUUGACGCUCCGGCUCGGCGAGGACCCGAAGGCCGCCAACCUGCUGCCGUACCUGCUCUCGGGCCUGCCGCGGCUGCGGGCCCUGGACCUGAGCACCUGUGGCCUCACGGCCUCGGGCACCCCGGAGUCCUGGGGCUGGGUGCGCGGCGCGCCGUCGCUGCCGCUGACGAGCGCCGACCUCUCCGGCAACGAGCUGGUGGCUCCGCCAGCGGAACUGCUGACGGCCUGCCCGCAGCUCCACGAGUUGCGGCUGCGCAGGAAGGGCUCCCACGACGGGUCGGUGCGGGCCCUGUCCACUUUGGCUGCGCGGCAGCACGGGUGCCACAUUCAGCUACAGCUAGAGGACAUCGCGACGGUGCACGCCGCGGCUCAGACGCUGGACAGGGAGCGCAUGGAUCUCGAGGAGACGUACCAAAUUCUCAAUGGGGAGCCCACUGAAAAUAUGGUGCUGGAGAACUGCCUCAUCGCCCAGAUCGCCCAGAUCACGCAUGAGGCAGAGGCGAUGAAUGCCACGCUGUAG
This is a messenger RNA of Prorocentrum cordatum, 537 nucleotides long. Lineage: Eukaryota; Dinophyceae; Prorocentrales; Prorocentraceae. The record is from the annotation of a GenBank genome assembly.